AUGAAUGGACAAAAUUUAAACAGGCUUCUCAAUAAUUUCACCGUCAAUAACGUGCAAUUAAGAAAACACAGAAAAACCGAAGCACUUAACUACUGGCAACCGAUUGUACACGCUGUCAUUGACUCAGUGAAACGCAGAGACCGCCGCUUCGCCAGCUCGCACAUUUUUCACACUGGAAGCUAUUACGACGGAUCAAAAGUUGGGGAGCCCGAUGAAUUUGACAUGAUGCUGGUUAUGGACAACUUGGCAUUGGGGGACGAUGAACCGUAUGAAGAAGACGAUGGUAUGAUUGAUCCUCCAAUAGGUGCGUAGGAGAACAAGCAAUUUUCGCCGUCUCCAUGUCGAGCGGCACGAAGAAUCACCUUCACCUAAUACAUAUGCGUUAAACAAAUUAAACCCAUUGUGUCGAGAAAGAUCUGCCGGAAUGAACUUUUUCUAACUCGACAUAAUGACAGUUCUCAGAAAUGUCUUGAAGUGAAUUUUAUACAUGUUUAAAUAUAAAAGUAGCGUAAAGGCACCAAACAAAAUUAUCAUGCUUGUUUCAGCUUAUUUCGGUCUCAAAAAAAAAAGAUCUGCGAUCUGCUUCUAUAGUAAUUGUUUCGAUAUAGUUUUUCAGAGGCCAUACCGAUAUUUUUCAAUCGCUUUAAAAGUGAUUUUAUCCUUGUCCGAUCGCUAUAAAAUUUUCACUAAUGAUUGCCGGACUAUAGGUUGAAACUUGUCAAAAUGUAGAAUUUAGUAAAAUCGAUGUUACUAUCACAAAAAUAAACUUUGAAAUUGAUAAACGCCUAAUUUUGCGCGAUCUAGACCGGCUACUGUAAUCCAACACUAGAAACUUAAAGUUUGGUGUUAAGCAAAAUAACUUCCGUAAGAAGUAAAAAAUAUUCUGUAUGUUUGAAUUCGACUAAAACGAAAAUAUAUUUCAAAUCUUAAAUUUUCAAUAGCCGUGAUAGAUUAUUUAAUAAAAACGUUAUAAAUGACUCAAAGUUUUCUUAUAAGUAGCGUCAGAAUGCUGUGUAAUAUCAUAUUUUGAUGCUGGGAAAUUUUGGUGUAUGUUCGUUCUCGCAAUCUUAAAAACUAACCCGUUUUCUCACCACCUUCUUAGUGCAACUUCGUUCAAAACUGGGACUUUUAGCGCUUUCCUGCAUAUCUCUGAAACGACUCGAACGAAUUUUUUAAAAAUCUCUUCACAUAAUCUUCAUAAUGUAUAUAAUAAUGUCUAAAACUUUUAUUAAGAUUGAUUUACUGCAACACCUUGAAAUUUCAAGACAAACCUGUCCUACGAACCAGUCAAAAAUCCGCUCUACAGCAUUCACUGUUUUGACGUUAUGCUAAUUUUUCCAAAUUAAUGCGGACAGUACAUAUAUCCAUGACUAGUACAUUUCAGUGUGAAUAUUGUCAAUGUCUUACAUUCAAAAGAUGCGAUAAAUUCAAACUAAAAUGUACUAGUCAUGGAGGUAUGUAUAGUGCGCAUAAUUUUGGAAAAACUAGCAUAACGUCAACAGUGAGUUUGUAACGCAGAUUUUUGACAAGUUCGUAGGAUAGGUUUGUCUUGAAAUUUUACGAUGUUGCAGCGAAUCAGAGUUUCAGACCUUAUUAUAUAAUUAUGAAGAUUAUGUGAAGCGAUUUUUAAAAAAUGCUUCGUUUCAGGGAUAUGCAAAAAAGCGCUAAAAGUCCCAAUUUUGAAUAAAGUUGCACUUAUACAGGUGCUGAGAAAACGGAUUAGUUUUCAAGAUCGCAAGAACGAAAAUACACCAAAAUUUCCUAGCAUCAGAAUUUGAUAUUAAGCAGCAUUCUGGCGCUAUAUACUUAAGAAUAAUUUUGAGUCAUUUAUAACGUUUUUAUUAAAUAAUCUAUCACGGCUAUUGAAAAUUUUAGGUUUGAAAUAUAUUUUCGUUUUAGUCAAUUCAAACACACAGGAAUUUUUACUUCUUACGGAGAUUGUUUGCUUAACACCAAACUUUAAGUUCCUAGUGUUGGAUUUUCAGUAGCUGGUCUAGAUCGCGCAAAAUUCGGCUUUUAUCAAUUUCAAAGUUUUUGGUUUAUUGUUGGCAUACUAAUAUCAAUUUUAGUUAAACAGCCAAUUACUGGUGAAAAUAGCCAAUUGCUGGUGAAAAUUUUACAGCGAUCGGACAAGGAAAAAACCACUUUUAAGGUGAUUGAAAAGUAUCGCUAUGGCCUCUGAAAAACUGUAUCGAAACACCUUAAGAACACCUUUUAAAAAUUAAAGAUUCAAAAAGAUAAAAGAGAGCUCAACCAAUCCUGUUGUUUCUAAUUAAGAGACGCUUUUGACUCUUUUGCGCAUGAGUGAGUCAGAAUUUUAUGCUGACCCUCCCAAUCCUUUGGGACCUCGGCAUGGUAAGGUCAAACACAAAGCAGGCCAGCCCCAACCUAACGAGCUUCAAAUACUUGAAUGAAUCAGUUGUCAUAUUUUCUAUUUAUAGAUCACGCAUCAGUUCAAAACUUCUUCUUGUGAAACAAUGAAAACCUCGAAAAAUGAGUUUUCCCUGCCCGUUUUGACAAUUCAACUCAGGAAGCUCCUGUUAACAGGAUAACCUCCCUCCAGAAGAAGGAAUCCUUUUCAGCAGAGCUUUCUAUCCAGUCAAUUAAAGGGAAGUGCUCAUGUAACCCACCCCCACCCCCCUCCGCGCCCUAAGAUAUACAAGAACAAUGCAUUGAGUGAAAUACAAUUCUGAUUCAAAAUUCGAAUCAAUCGAUAAAGAGUGUUUGUUAUUUCCUCAGGAUUUACUCGAGUAAUGAUUGAUAGGGGUGAAGAAAUGUUGUGGCAGCAAGAUAUACAAGAACAACGCAUUCAGUCAAAUACAAUUCUGAUCCAAAAUUCGAAUCAAUCGAUAAAGAGUGUGUGUUCUUUCCUCAGGAUUUACUCGAGUAAUGAUUGAUAGGGGUGAAGAAAUGUUGUGGCAGCAAGACAAUUGUGUUAAUGCACGGGGGAUGUUAAAUGCACAACAACUCAAAGCAGUGUUUGUAAGGCUUGUCAGAGAUUCUAUUAGAACCUUGGGUCAGCAGUAUAGCAGGUAAGCAAACAUGACAAAUAUCUAAUAAUAAUAAUAAUAAUAGUAAUAGUAAUAAGGAGUUUAUUAAGAUUGCAUCCACAAGGUGCAUCUUCGCCUAACAAUACUAUCUACAAUGUGCGCUUACUUCAUGAUAUUAUUACAGAAAAUUAAGAUUUAAAUUUCAAAUGAUAUAUACAAUAAAUUGAGAAUAAGUACAGCAAGCUAAAAGGAAAGUCACAUAAUAUUCAUAAAGGGGAAAAACCAAGAUACGAUAGAAAAAGGUUUGAUAAAAAUAUGCACAUAUACACUUUCUCCUUUGGGGAACAUGGUUUUUUUCGCUCACCAUACGAACUUUCUAUAGUUAGUUUCUUGCCUUAGCUUAUCGGGUAACGAAUUAAAAACAAUGUCGCUGCCGAGUCCUGAAAAGUGUCGCUUUCAGUUGGAAUAGCUUAUAGGCAAUAACAGUAUGAAAUUUAAGGCGUAAGUAAUCAGACCAAGCAACAUCGUAAAAGGGCUUUAAGAAUGGAUUUCAACAGUGCCAGACUGGUUUCUCCUUUCAAUAAUGGGUAGCCAGUUCAAUUUUUGCUAGUCCUCAAAAACAGAAUCCGUCCGCUCAAGUACUUAGCCCGUGCAUGUUGUUUGAACUCUUUGCAGUCAUUUCAUUUGAUAAUCUGGGAGGGGAUACAAGAUGACCCACCCGUAGUCCAGUUUUGACAUCACUAAUGACUCCACUAUUAAACUGCUUGGCAUAUAUGCAAACAUGGUAGGGUGCGAGGUUGUGUCAUUUCCGGAGAACCGCCAAUGCUGUAUACCAGGAUGAAAGAAGUACAGUCACGUGGUCAACCCUUGUUAGAUAUUUGUCCCUGUGAAAUCCCAGUAUCGUAGCUGUAGUGACACGUUCUAGUAGCUUCCCAUUGCAGCUCACAGCUGGAAAGUAAUCCUGUAAUGCGUCAGCUCCAGACAUCUGGAGGGUGGAAACAAGCAUCCACUUUGUUUUAGCUUCAUUCAAUGCGAAGUUUUGAUUCAGAUGAGUAAUCCCCCAGACGUGAUAUUGCGACAUUUAAUUCCAAAACCAAAACUUCCAUUCAUUCACCAACUUCCAAACUUCCAUCUCCAAACCAAAACUUCCAUUGUUUAUACACCUUUUCACGGUAACAGGAUAUUCUUUAUUUCAAGCCUGGGAUUCGGGAUAUUAAAUCAAAAUGGGGAUGAGAUUCGCGAUUGAAUUAGCAUUCACACAAGAGAGAUGCCGGCAAUACCCAUCACAAUUACAGGAUUGAGCAAAAUUUUUCAGUUAGGGUGACAGGAUUUAAGAGCCCUAUUGGGGAUCCUCGAUAUCACUGUAUGUCAAUUACAGUCAUGGCUUCACUGCAAAGUGUUCAACAUUUUUAUUGCACUUCUAUGAUCUAUGGGAGUGACAGUAACAUUGAACAGAAGAUUCCAGAAACAUUUUCUACAUAGUUGCUCAUUUAAGACAGAGAAAAGAAAUAAGUAUUGCACAUCAAUUGACAAUUUCUAUCAUUUUCACUGUCUAUAUUCUUACAGACAAUACUGUAGCUCCUGUCCAAUCAGCACCCACAUAUUCUACAUACAUUGUUAAUAAUAAUCUUGUGUCUUGCUUCAUCUUGGGAAGUCUAUUUUAUUGUUUUUAGUUAAGGUUUUAUAACAGUGACUAUUCACAAAUGAGGCUGUAAGUACCCCGGGAAAGAAAGGGCUACAAAUAACUUUGUAAAAUUACUGGAGGUUCUAUUUUCUAGGUGCUUUUGAUAAUGUUGAACUUGUUUAAUUCAAGGCGUUCAGUUUUUCUACAUUAGGACAUGAACAAACACAGGUAACCCAAGCUCGAAAUAUGAGCAUCGGCGGGCAUCGGCAUUGUUGUGUAACAUUCAAAGUAUAAGGAUUUGUAUGGAAAUAAAAAACCUAUCGUUUCUGUAACCUACGAAAAUGAAAGGAUUCCUGAAUCAAUAAAAAACAGCUUACCUUACUUAAAAUGUGUGUUACGUCUCUCCUGUGUGGUCCGCGGGCCGAUUUAUGGCCGUUUUAUGGGUUUUUAUGUAAACAGUUUUCUCUCUAUACAAAGGUUAAACCUUUAUACACUUUAGUAACAAUAUUAUUUGUGGAACCAUGUUUUUAAUGAGUGACCACCCUUUCCUACACCCAGGGUGGUUGCUCAUAGACAGUUGACUGCAUCUUUAUGUAAAUGUUUAUUAGUACAGAUCCUGAGCACUGAAUUAAAAAAACUUCAUGGAAGUCUUAAGGGACUGAUGUUACCGGUAUACACAGUUCUUUCGUACUAGUAACGAGUCUACAUGUAAUAUUAGGGAAUGUGUUUGGUACGUAACUGUAGGUGAUGUUAUUUGCCCCUGCAAAAUCUGCAGGGAUGCAAUAUACGUGUCUCAGAAGAUCCGUUUAGUCAAUUAGAAGCAAAGGUCUUCCCAUAAAAUCUCUCUGCAAUUUGUAUUAGGAAUAAUUAUCACUACCAAGAACCCAUUCUUGACCUUUCUUCCUAUAUUUUGAUUAUCAUCAGAUGCAUAGAAGUUAAGACCCAUGGUCCUGCAGUAACCCUAGAGAUAACUAACAGAAAUAACAGAAGGAAAUAUUCUAUUGACGUAGUGCUUGCCAUCAAAGAUAAACACUGGCCUGACGAUGCAGAGGAAUGGAAGGAUAGUGUGCGAAGAGGUUAGAACGUUAACAGCUUAAUAUUAUUUUUCCUUUACAACUUGUAUGUGUAUUGGGCACAUAAUAAUACUGAGGGUGUUCUUGUAAAAUAAUGUGAUGUUGUGGGUAUUGAUGACAGAAUUUUACACAGUCAAGCAAAACGUUUGCUCUUACAGCAUUAUUUUUUUCAUCUGGAAGGGAGGUCUGCAGUAACUGUUACUGAUACAAGUGAAGGCCGUGAGCCAGUUUUUUUUUUUUGAUAAGUGUCAGGGCAUCAGGGCCCCUAUUAAAGAGCCCCUCAGUUUUAAUCAAAACCUUCAUCACUGUACAGCUGCAUACAUUAUGAACCAUGAAUACAAUUCCAGAGAAUACAAGAAAACAAGGUGGCAAGUAUAAUUUAAGGUUUUAUUGGAAGCUGCAGACUUUAAAAAUUAUUAAGUCGCCUUGUUAGCUCACAUGGGAGAAUUCCAGUCUACUAAGCAGGGAGCUUUGAGCUCAAACCCCGGCCGGACCUCCAACCAAGGUCUGGUGAGAUCAUGCUGUGAUUAAAACCCUUUCUCAGUUCAGAUAAGUACAUCAUUGGACAGUGACAUUAAGCCAUUGGCCUUGUCGCCUUCAACCCAUGACAUUGUUCAAAAGGAUAAAGGAUGCAAGGCUGCUGCCCAACAGGUGCCACAGGUCUGCGUUUGGGCCACCAGAAUAAUUAUUUUAUACAAGGAGCCCAAACAGCCAAUUUUAUCAUUUUCAAGAAAAACAAAAAUGGUGUAAAUUUUCUCAAAGCUGCAAUGCAACAUAAUGUGGUGUCAGUGAGGAGAUCUGGGAAGCUAUCAUUUCAGUUUUCAUUGAAUUCCUGGCAGUCGUAGACUAGGCUCAAAAUAGUUUCAAAUAAGGAACUGAAGAAACCUUAGAGUUGCCUCUACCUUUUAAGUGCUCACAGACCGCAUAGCAAUGAAGGUAAGCCUGAAGUGUGGUAACUCACAGGGACAACUCACUCUGGGGGAGUAGUAGGAUCUUUUUUGUAAGGUUGUCGAGUUGCUCAAGAAAGAUGUCGUGCAUUUUUCUCCUUUUGCCACAUUAAAGCUAAACCUGUCCUGUACAUUUUUUUUCACAGAAAUACUGUUUGAAAAUAACAAAUCAAUUAAUUCACUGAUUGCAUUAAUUAAUUUUGGGCUCCAAGAAAUGAGGCUGAGGUUCCCAAUUUUUAAUUAAAGGAGCCUGAAGGUCUUCUGAAAUUUUUCCUUGGGUAGCAGCCUUGGGAUAUAGGCCCUGGUGUCUUGGUGUAUAGGUAUCUGAUUUUUGUUGUCUUUGGUCUGGUGUGGGGGAAGGUGAGAAAAUCAAAAUGAAAUAGAGAAAAGUUUGAAAUCAACAUAAAGCCUGACAUGACAUAAUCCCUGUACUACUUUUAGUCACUUUCUUUGAUACAAACUAGAGUGCAUCUAAAGUGAUUUUGUUACUAUACCUCUGCGUCCUGCAUCCGUGACGCAUAAAAAUCCCCAAAGACACACAAUAAUUCAUGGCAUGCUUCCCGUAGGACGCAAAGAUUGAUUGAUCGAUGAUCGAUCUGAACAUGUGUAUUUGUAGAAAUAUCUCGUUUGUGUAAUUUCUGUGGCAGCUAUUAUGGCUGUUGUUGUAAUGACGCAUGUUUCUUUUAGCCUUUGUUGUGCUUUUUAGAAGGACUUUAUUUUGAUUUCAGAGUACACUGUAGUACAGAGUUUUGGAGUCUGUCUUCAGAUUAAUAGUUUGGUUUCAUAAAAGCCCCAAGCAUUUUCAAUUUCGGACUUGUUUUUUUUUUUUUUUAACUGGGACUCACUGGUUCUGGAUUGGGGGUCUCAGGACUCAACAUAACUAAUGUUUUGCAACAUAAUCACUGCAUCUAGUUUUGUACUACAUGUGUAUUUUUCUCUUCUCUUGUGCCAGUCUCAACUAGAUUUAAACAAAGUUGUAGUUGUUGUUGUUGUUUUAGUUGUUUAACUCAAUAAUACUUCAUUCAGGUUGGCCUAACAGACGCCUUAUACAAGAGAUCUGUCAAGAUGGCUGUUACCUUGUUGCAAAGCAACCAAAAGGAGGGAGGAUUCCUGAUCAAGAAAAGCAUUUUCUGUGGCUUUAUUCUUUUGCAGCAGCAGAAAAAAAGUUGUUACGUGAAGGUAGCCAUGGAGAGGCGAGCUCUUGUCGCAAACUAGUUUUUCGAAUUUUAAAGGCUCUGAAAGAGGAGCUAAACUGGCAGCCUCUCAAGUCUUUCCACCUUAAAAUGAUGUUGUUUUAUGAGUGUGAGGAGAACCCCUUACAAUGGAGCUCUGAACACAUUAGUCACAGAUUUAUUGGCCUUCUUAACAGAUUGGAGAAUUGUCUAAGGCACUCAAAUUGUCCUCAUUAUUUCAUAAGGAAUUUUAACUUGUUUGAGUUCUUUCCUCGCCAGAAAUGUGCUGAAUUGGCUGACAGCGUACAGAGGGUUAGAGACAAUCCCCAAAAUUAUCUUGAGUGA
Molecule: messenger RNA, 8151 nt
Organism: Porites evermanni
Lineage: Eukaryota; Metazoa; Cnidaria; Anthozoa; Scleractinia; Poritidae
Source: the annotation of a GenBank genome assembly